Trematomus bernacchii (emerald rockcod) is the source of this 3408-nucleotide messenger RNA. RefSeq names its product casein kinase I-like. NCBI's taxonomy places the organism in Eukaryota, Metazoa, Chordata, Actinopteri, Perciformes, Nototheniidae. Bases 931 to 2346 code for a protein of 471 amino acids. Gene Ontology annotation, cellular component: cytoplasm; nucleus; plasma membrane. Gene Ontology annotation, biological process: peptidyl-serine phosphorylation; endocytosis; positive regulation of canonical Wnt signaling pathway. The record is from RefSeq and is a predicted model, not a curated record. Gene Ontology annotation, molecular function: protein serine/threonine kinase activity; ATP binding. The transcript has 12 exons.
CUUCUACGCAAAUUGCGUUACGGUCACUAGCGAGGCUUUUCAGCUGGUUAGCCAAACAUCCACAGAAAAAGAGAUGAGCAGGAAAACGACACGAAGGAAAUAAGAACAUUUAUCCCGAAGUAGACGAAUAGCAACAGAAAGAACGUCGGUUUAGGUGGUGCUUUAAAACUUCUCAUCACUCAGCGGUCCUCACACCUAGGGCCCAAAGCUUCAGCCGGUGUUCCAUAGGACCAAGCGUUGUGACAGACUAUCAGCCUCUGUGCGACAGAAGACACGUACAGAGAUCCAGCAUUUACAGGAGCACAAGCUGAAGAGCAACUAACCAAGCCCUAUGGCAAUAAAUCACACGCCUAAAGUAUCUAGCGGUAACGGAAAGUCCGAUAUAAAUAGUUUUUGAUCAACGCAACACAUUCCUGCUGUCAAAGUGUGCCCUGGGGCUGAGUGAGAGGCAGUUGUCAUGGUGGACUGGUUUGUCUAAAGCCUCAAGCUAGCGGAGCUUCCAAGUUUCAUAUAGCAUGUUAGCAUAUGGAUAGCAACGUAUGGUGACUGACCAGGCUAUUACCUCUUCCCCUCCAUCACCAUCUCUGGCCCCUGCAAGGGGGUUUAAAACUAGUUGCUAGUGGUACCCCCUUACCCCAUCAUCUUGUUCACCUCUUUCAUUAAGUCAUCUAAACACCCCACCCAACAAUCAUCAGCUUUUGCUUUUUACACUUUCACCAGCCCAUCUUUUUCAUAGUACUAAGCAUACUUCAUACUUUACGAAUUCAUCUCACAUCUGUCCCAGUUCAUCUUAAACAUUUUUUCCCACGUUUUGUCCCAGUGUAGGAAAUCCUAACAUUUGACUGUCGAGCUGCUAGACAGUCGUUUUGGUAGUAGUUGUGGUUGCAUGGAAUCGGCUUAACCGUGGAGAGGCCAGGCUACCACAAACUGAUGGACUUUGACAAGCGAGGAGUGGGGGGAGGUGGAGGAGGAGGUGGUGGAGGAGGUGGUGGAGGAGGAGGUGGAGGAGGAGGAGGUGGAGCGAAGGGGGAGGCAGAGGAGGGGAAGAGGAUGCCCGGGAAGACAGGGAGUCGAUCGGGGCACGGAAGCCGGGGCACCAGCUCCAACUCCGGGGUUCUGAUGGUCGGACCAAAUUUCCGGGUCGGGAAGAAGAUCGGCUGUGGGAACUUUGGAGAGCUGCGACUUGGGAAGAACCUGUACACCAACGAAUAUGUGGCUAUCAAACUGGAGCCCAUCAAGUCCCGGGCGCCACAGCUUCACCUAGAAUAUCGCUUCUACAAACAGCUGGGGAGUUCAGAGGGUGUGCCCCAGGUAUUUUACUUUGGACCGUGUGGUAAAUACAACGCCAUGGUUCUGGAGCUGCUGGGACCCAGCCUAGAAGAUCUGUUUGACCUCUGUGACCGGACCUUCUCUCUGAAAACUGUCCUCAUGAUAGCUAUACAGCUGAUCACUCGCAUGGAGUUUGUCCACACCAGAAGCUUGAUCUAUCGGGACGUAAAGCCUGAGAACUUCCUGGUGGGCCGACCGGGCUCCAAACGGCAACACACCAUCCACAUCAUAGACUUCGGCCUGGCCAAGGAAUACAUAGACCCAGAGACGAAGAAACACAUCCCAUACAGAGAGCACAAGAGUCUGACUGGAACGGCUAGAUACAUGAGCAUCAAUACACAUCUGGGGAAAGAGCAAAGCCGGCGGGAUGAUUUAGAAGCUCUAGGUCACAUGUUCAUGUACUUCCUGCGAGGCAGCCUACCCUGGCAGGGCCUCAAGGCUGACACUCUGAAAGAACGUUAUCAGAAGAUAGGAGACACAAAGAGAGACACACCUAUAGAGGUCCUCUGUGAAAACUUCCCAGAAGAGAUGGCCACCUACCUGCGGUACGUGCGUCGACUGGACUUCUUCGAGAAGCCAGAUUACGACUACCUGAGGAAACUCUUCACAGACCUCUUCGACAGGAACGGAUACAUCUUUGACUACCAGUACGACUGGACUGGGAAGCCUCUGCCCACUCCUAUUGGUCCAGUGGCCAGUGAGACUCCACUUCAAACGAGUAGCCGAGAGAAGGCACCGCAGACCAAAAACCAGUCUCCAGAGGGGAAAGGCAGUGAGUCGCAGCCCACUCCAGUGACCAAUCGAGAGCUGCUGGGCUCCCAUCUCACUGCUGAUAGGCUGGGCGGGUCCGUCCAGGUGAUGAGUUCAACCAAUGGGGAGCUGAAUACAGACGACCCCACUGCAGGACACUCCAACGCACCAAUCACAGCCAACGCAGAGGUGGAAGUGGCUGAUGAUACCAAGUGCUGCUGUUUCUUCAAGAGGAGGAAGAGGAAAGCUCUCCAGAGACACAAAUGAAGACGAGAGAGAAGACCUGCUCUCUGUUCUCUCUUUCUCUCUCUCUCUCUUUCUCUAGCCCUCUUCAUAUAACCCCCCCCCCCCCCCCCCCCUCUCUCUGCCCUUCCCCCUCAGCUGUGGGAGGUCCUGUAGUUUACUCUGGGUCGGCUGGACCACCGGCAGCAGGUCCUGUCUGCUCGGCUCCUCUGGAGGGAGCAGACGGACGCAGUUUUCCUCGGAGCUUUAAUUGUGGACCGGCUGGAGCCUUCAUGUAUUUAUGGUCACAGACUGAACUGAAACUGGAUCAACACACACACCACAGGAGUACAGGUGACCACAGACAGUUGGUGGACUGCAAGAUGCGAGCUGAUUGGCUGACAGGCUGGAUCAGCUGGCAGACUGGCUCUUCUUUUUGUUUUUUGUUUUUUUUCUUCCUUACUGACUGGUUCAGAGGAGAGAGAAUGUAUUUCUGAGGAGAUACAGAUGAGAGGACAAUACAAGGAUGGGAAGCAAUGAGACUGUCAGAUCACACACACACACACACACACACACACACACACACACACACACACACACACACACACACGCACACACAAGCUGCACACUUUCUCGAGCUCAUCAUAAAGAGACUUCUUGGACAAUACGAUGCAGCUCUCGCACAUAGUCUAUAAAGUUUUUAUUCUCUAGGGUCUAAGGAAGUAGAGUGGCUCGGUCUAUAUCCUGCAACGGACUGGGCUCUAUGUUCUUCUCGGACACGUUCACCCUCAGAGGAAACCUCACAACCACCAGAAACAAAAGUUUAAAAAGAUGUUUAUGUGAAAACUAUGCUUUUUGCUGUUUUAAUUUGUAACUAAAAAGACUGUCUAAGAUUUGGAACCUGUGUUCUUUUCUGUCUUUCUGAGUUCAACACGUUUAUGUUUUGUAGCUUGGAGAGUGUUCCUCAAAAUGUUUUUUUUUAAUAACUUGUAUUUUUAAUUUUCUGUUUUUUUCUUUUCCUCUUUCUCUCUGGGUUGGAGGAUGGAAAGUUGGAUAACUCCAUUAAAAACAACCAAAAAAAUAAAAGCUGAUCUUUAUUUAAGGGAA